This is a messenger RNA of Ustilago hordei, 1518 nucleotides long. RefSeq lists its product as uncharacterized. Bases 1 to 1518 code for a protein of 505 amino acids. The record is from RefSeq and is a predicted model, not a curated record. Gene Ontology annotation, biological process: nuclear-transcribed mRNA catabolic process, nonsense-mediated decay; positive regulation of translation. NCBI's taxonomy places the organism in Eukaryota, Fungi, Basidiomycota, Ustilaginomycetes, Ustilaginales, Ustilaginaceae. Gene Ontology annotation, molecular function: mRNA binding. Gene Ontology annotation, cellular component: nucleolus; cytoplasm. The transcript has a single exon.
AUGUCUCGGCCUGAACCAGGAUGCCCCAUGGUUGCUGCUGCUGGCGAUCCACAGACACUCAAAGUCAAAGCCAAAGAACCCGUUCGAGCAGCAGCAACGCAAGACAAAGCAACCGGAAACAAAGCCAAAGCACAGCAAAACCGAGAACGAGGUGCUCAAAACCGAACGCAAAAAAACGUCCGCUUCAUUCAAGACAAGUCCCGUCCAUCCUCCUCCAAAGCCUCAUCUUCUACGUCUGCAGCUGGUGCCGGAGCCAAGCAGCCCAAAAAGCAAGUCAAGAAAGAAGUCGCUGUCAAAAAAGCCGCAGGUCAGGCUCAAGGCAAAGCUCAGGCUCAAACGCAGUUCAAGAGCAAAGUUGUAGUUCGUCGGUUGCCGCCCAACUUACCUGAACAAGUGUUUUGGAAGGCUGUUUCUCCUUGGGUUAGGGAUGCUGCUGAUUGCCAGGCCAUCACGUCCAGCUCUGAUGGUGCUGAAGCAUCUUCAUCAACCCUCCCUGCACCAACGCCAGCUACGCCUACAGUAGAUUUCAAGAGCUUCAUUCGCGGAAAACUCAAAUCAGACAGCAACAAACAAAACAAGCUUGCUCGAGCCUACAUUCGGUUCCUCGACCCCACCUCUCUCGUCACUUUCCAUAAGAAUUUCGAUGGACAUAUCUUUCGAGAUGCAAAGGGGAAAGGAUCUGUUUCCAUUGUUGAGUUUGCUCCUUAUCAAAAGGUCGUUCUUUCCCCCAGUACCACUGGUGCUGGGGUUGGGAGAGGAAGAAGGAUGAAACCCGACCCGAAACAGGGGAGUAUUGAGAAAGAUGCGGACUAUCUAGCGUUUGUUGAAAAGCUGGAAAAUGUGGAGGACCAAGGGGUGAAGAGGUCGGAAGGGGAUCUGCUGGCCAGCUUGUGGGAUCCGAAAGAAAAGGUUCGGGAGAGGGAGGAGCAGGUGGAGAAAGGGAAAAUGACUCCGUUGUUGGAGCACUUGAGAGCGGUUAAGAUGGCGAAAAGGGAGAGUGUGGCAAGGCUGAAGAAGGCGAACAAGGCGGCGAACAAGGCGGUGGGUAAGACGACAACAACUCAGGCUGUUCCCUCCGCGAGCGCAAAUAUGGCGGCCUCGAAAGGAAAGGCAGCCGAAACAGGAAUUGCUGUAGAAGCAAAACUCGGGAAGAAGGAGAAGAGCAAGAAGAAGUCGAGGAAGGGUAAAGGUGGAGCAGAAGGUAUUGUUGUUGCUGAGGGUGGUGCAGGGAAGAAGCCAAGUAUUGCUCCCAAACAAGCAGAUGGACAGGGCGUAGUGCAGGGUUCAGCAGCGGCAAAACAGGCUCCAAAAGCACCUAAGAAGAUGGCUAAGCAGAGUCAAGCGGCGGCGGUAAACGAGGCUAAAGCGAAAGCAAAGUCUCCUCCCUCGCAGCAGCAGCAGCAGAGAAAGAAAGGCGGGUCAAAGGACAAGCCCAGCAGUGCUGCUACAACUUCAGCGACACCUGCUCCUACACCCACAGCUCUGGGCAAGAUGCAGAUUCUCAAACGUGACACCUAG